GUCGGUGAGAGGAGCUGCAGCUGACGCCACGGAGCCAGCCCAACUCUCUUCAGAGAAGAUCCGCCCAUCGAGGCCAUGGAGGUAGAGUCUCCGGAGGACCGGUCCCCAGCCCCGGGCUACAAGCGCUCAGGCCGCCGCUAUAAGUGUCUGUCCUGUACCAAGACGUUUCCAAAUGCACCCCGGGCAGCACGCCAUGCUGCCACGCAUGGGCCUGCAGACUGCACUGAGGAGAUGGCCGAGGUGAAGCUGAAACCAGAGACAGACCCCAAAGCAGAAGAUGCUAGUGGGGACAAGGUGUCAGGUGCAGCGGCCAAGCCUCGGCCCUAUGCUUGCCCGCUGUGCCCCAAAGCCUAUAAAACAGCACCAGAGCUGCGCAGCCACGGGCGCAGCCACACGGGCGAGAAGCCCUUCCCUUGCCCCGAGUGCGGCCGCCGCUUCAUGCAACCCGUGUGCCUGCGCGUGCACCUGGCCUCACACGCUGGCGAGCUGCCCUUCCGCUGUGCGCACUGCCCCAAGGCCUACGGUGCGCUCUCCAAGCUAAAGAUCCACCAGCGCGGUCACACGGGCGAGAGGCCCUACACCUGCGCCGACUGUGGCAAGAGCUUCGCCGACCCCUCGGUGUUCCGCAAACACCGGCGCACGCACGCAGGCCUGCGACCCUACAGCUGCGAGCGCUGUGGCAAAGCCUAUGCAGAGCUCAAGGACCUUCGCAACCAUGAACGGUCCCACACGGGCGAGCGCCCUUUCCUCUGCUCAGAGUGCGGGAAGAGCUUCUCCCGCUCUUCCUCGCUGACUUGCCACCAGCGCAUCCACGCGGCGCAGAAGCCCUACCGCUGUCCAGCCUGUGGCAAGGGGUUUACGCAGCUCAGUUCCUACCAGAGCCACGAGCGCACGCACUCAGGCGAGAAGCCCUUCCUGUGCCCGCGCUGUGGCCGCAUGUUCUCCGACCCCUCAAGCUUCCGGCGCCAUCAGCGGGCACACGAGGGCGUGAAGCCCUACCGCUGUGAGAAGUGCGGCAAGGACUUUCGGCAGCCGGCCGACCUGGCCAUGCAUCGGCGGGUGCACACGGGCGACCGACCGUUUAAGUGCCUGCAGUGUGACAAGACAUUCGUGGCGUCCUGGGACCUCAAGCGGCACGCGCUGGUGCACUCGGGCCAGCGGCCAUUCCGCUGCGAGGAGUGCGGGCGAGCCUUCGCGGAGCGAGCCAGCCUUACUAAGCACAGCCGGGUGCACUCGGGUGAGCGCCCCUUCCACUGCAAUGCUUGCGGAAAAUCCUUCGUGGUCUCAUCCAGCCUGAGGAAGCACGAGCGGACCCAUCGAAGCAGCGAGGCCACACGGGCUCCCGCGCAACAGGAGCUGGUGGUGGAGCUGGCACUACCGGUCAGCAUGGCUGGCGAGGGCUCAGCCGCCCCAGCAUCAGGGGCGGCGCUCGGAGACCCUCCAGCUGGGCUGCUGGGGCUGCCCCCGGAAUCGGGUGGUGUGAUGGCUACCCAGUGGCAAGUGGUAGGCAUGACGGUGGAGCACGUGAAGUGCCAAGGGGUUGGGGAGGCUCCUGGUCCCAUGGGGGCGGCAGGUGAGGUGGGGGUUGAGGAGGUGGAUGAGAAACCACCCCAGUUUGUGUGUCGGGAGUGCAAGGAGACGUUCUCCACGCUGACAUUGCUGCGACGGCAUGAGCGCUCACACCCAGAGCUCCGGCCCUUUCCCUGCACCCAGUGCGGCAAGAGCUUCUCAGACCGGGCUGGGCUACGCAAGCACAGCCGCACCCACAGCUCUGUGCGCCCAUACACCUGCCCCCACUGCCCCAAGGCCUUCUUGAGUGCCAGCGACCUGCGCAAGCACGAACGCACCCACCCUGUGCCCAUUGGAACCCCCACGCCCCUCGAGCCCCUCGUGGCUUUACUAGGAAUGCCUGAAGAGGGACCAGCCUGAGGUCCAGGUCCCCUCUGCCACACUCCUGGGAACCUUGCCCCUAUGAGGUGCUUCCCGAACCCCAAUUUGCCCCAGAUCACUCUUAGACUUCAGAUCCAUCUCUGUGCCCAGGCAGCUAGCUCAUCUUCCUGACAAAGCUGGGGACAGUGGUGGCCAGUAGCAGUUGGCGGGAGACCUGGCUCCCUCCAAGCACCACUCAUUAAAGCAU
Budorcas taxicolor (takin) is the source of this 2137-nucleotide messenger RNA. It is a transcript of the gene ZNF668, whose product is annotated as zinc finger protein 668. Gene Ontology annotation, biological process: regulation of transcription by RNA polymerase II. The record is from RefSeq and is a predicted model, not a curated record. The coding region runs from base 76 to 1929 and encodes 617 amino acids. NCBI's taxonomy places the organism in Eukaryota, Metazoa, Chordata, Mammalia, Artiodactyla, Bovidae. Gene Ontology annotation, molecular function: DNA-binding transcription factor activity; RNA polymerase II cis-regulatory region sequence-specific DNA binding. The transcript has 3 exons.